Molecule: messenger RNA, 3346 nt
Organism: Malaclemys terrapin pileata
Lineage: Eukaryota; Metazoa; Chordata; Testudines; Emydidae
Product: zinc finger protein 239-like
Exons: 3
Coding region: 170-1357 (395 amino acids)
Biological process (GO): central nervous system development; regulation of transcription by RNA polymerase II
Cellular component (GO): nucleus
Molecular function (GO): RNA polymerase II cis-regulatory region sequence-specific DNA binding; DNA-binding transcription factor activity, RNA polymerase II-specific
Source: RefSeq, a predicted model, not a curated record
UGCUUGUGCACCUCCGCCUAGGAGCUGGACCUGCUGAUGGCCGCUUUCGGGGCGCAACGCUGUCCACGGUGCCAGGACAGACAGGAAGCCUGCCUUAGCACCCCCGCAGUGCCGCUGACUGGAAGCCGCCUGAGGGUUGCCAGUCCCCCAAACUGCUGCAAUCUCUUAGAUGGAACGAGGGAAAGAGCCAUGUGUCCCCAAUCUUCAUGCCUCCAUAGACAGGGAGAUCCCAAGACGUGCCCAUCCAGCAGGUGAUGGGAUCAUGAGUGAAAACGAGGAGGAGAAUCCACCUCUUCAGACAGAGGAACUAAGUGUAGCAUUGUCAGAAAAAUCCAAAGGGAAAGAUUCACAGAGCCCUGACUGGGAAGAUGACUGUGAGGAUGAGUGGGGGACAGAAAAUCAGGAGAGAAAUCUUCCAGGAAAGAAAUGGGGUGAAUCUCCUCCCCGAGAGAGAGGUUUCAGGAAACUCAAAGACAUCAUUGCCCAGCAGAGGCCUCACACUGGAGAGAAACCUCAUAAAUGUCCUGACUGUGGGAAGAGCUUUAGUCGGAGAUCAAACCUCAUUCAGCACCAGAGGACCCACACAGGCCAGAGACCUUAUGAGUGCCCUGAGUGUGGAAAAACCUUCAGCCUGCGCUCGACACUUACAAGACAUCAGCGAACCCACCUGCAGGAGAAGCCCUAUAAAUGCACAGAGUGUGGGAAGAGCUUCCGCCAGAGCUCAGACCUGAUCGCUCACCAGCGAGUGCACACAGGAGAGACACCGUACCGGUGUGCUGUGUGCGGGAAGAGCUUUGGGCGGAGCUCCAACCUGAGCCAGCACCAGACCACGCACAUGGGGGAGAGACCCUAUCAAUGUGCUGACUGCCUGAAAAGCUUCCGGAGCAGUUCGGCCCUGGUGCAGCACCAGAGGAGCCACACGGGAGAGAAACCCUAUCAGUGCUCGGAAUGCAGGAGCCGCUUCCUGCAGAGCUCGGACCUGAUCAAACACCAGAGGAUCCACACCGGGGAGAGGCCCUACCAGUGCCCCGCCUGUGGGAAAUGCUUCAGCCAGAGCUCCUCACUCACUGAGCACCAGAGGACCCACACCGGGGAGCGACCCUACCAUUGCACUGAGUGCGGGAAACGUUUCUGCCAGAGCUCCACACUCAUCCAGCACCAGAGGAUCCAUACGGGGGAGAAGCCCUACAGAUGCACUGAGUGUGGAAAGAGCUUCUGCCGGAGCUCCAAUCUGAAUCAGCACCUGACAAUCCACAUGAUAAAGAAACCUCAUCGGUGCACUGACUGUGGGAGGGGCUUCAGUCAGCUCACUAACCUUAUUAUACACCAGAGAAUCCACUCUGGAGAGACACCCUAGGACAGGGGUUCUCAAACUUUUGUAUUGGUGACCCCUUUCACACAGCAAGCAUCUGAGUGCGAACCUCCCCCCCCCCCCAAAUUAAAAACAUUUUUAAAAUAUUUAAUUCUAUUAUAAAUUCUGGAGGUGAAGUGGGGUUUGGGGAUGGAGGGUGACAGCUCAUGACCCCCCAUGUAAUAAUCUCGUGACCCCCUGAGGGGUCACGACCCCCAGUUUGAGAAUCCCUGCCCUCGGAGCUAUGGGGACAGCUUCACGGACCUACCAGCACCAGAAAAUACACUCCACACAGAAAGCUUUGCUGGCUGUCUCCCUCCUGGAUAGUGGCCUACUCCAGGAGGUUCAAUUCAGGGUGGGAUUAGGGAUAUCUUCCUCCACCUUUAAGAGAUUUAUCAACUGGACAAUGUUGCAGAGAAGGAUCUGUUCUGUUUUGUUGCUUUUGCUCCACCUACUGCAGAGUGAAACUGAUCAGGAUCAUGCCAGUUUCAUUCUGCUGCUGGGGAAGCCCUUUGUUGUACAGUUGGGAUCUGAAGAGAGGGGUAGGUGGAGGAAAAUGACAGGGAGGGUCAGAGCCAGACAGAAGUAAGUGGGAAGGUAAUAUUGCUCAGGGCUGUUUCCAGAGACUAUCUUUAUCUACAGCUCCCAUGUAAUAUAUAAUAUACCUUCUAGGGCAGAUGUCGAUAGAUACACACAGCUAGGGUAUAUUGGCUUCACAUGUGCAGAACUACUACAAAGCAGUGACUUACUGUAGCUUUCUCACGCGCUAUGGAGUGGACAUCAACAUACCAAGGUGGUCAAACUGGGUUGGGAGAAAACAGUAUCUAGUGCUUGGAUCCUUCGGGGAGAAGACAAACACUGCAGUGUUCACAUGAAGUACAGGCCACUAGUGAGGUAAUGGGAUUGUGUGAAGUCCAUAAACUGGGGCCACUGUCAGGUAUUUAAUUCUAUACUAGACAUGCGUUCCAUAAAGAGGCCAGAAAGUCCUCAGGUACUCAGCAGAAUAUGAGGAGCUGUUGUGGCCACUGCAUGCGAUCCCAACUCUAAAUACACAGUCUUCCCCCUCUCACACCCAGUCUUCCUGAUAGUAACAAAUAUGCAUUCAGCAAUGCUAAUGAGCAGCAGAGGUGGAUUAAGAUAUAUUGGGGCCUGGGCACAAAGACCGUUUGUCGAACCCCCACCACCAUGGAGCCACGCCCCCUGCUCCUCCCCUUCCCCCCAAGGCCCCACUCCCUGGCCUGGCCAGAAGCCGGGCCAUGGUAAGAGCUGCCCAGGGAGCCUGGGACACUGUGGGGAGCCUGGGGGGAAGGGACAAGGGCUGGGGGCUGAUCUUGGGCACCUCGUGAUCUUGGCCCCCAAGUCAGGUGCAGGGUCCGGGGCUCCCCAGAGCUGCCCAGGCUCCCUGCCCCCAGCCCCAGCUGUCGCUCUGCUCCCAGCUGCACCCCCACUCACAGCCCCUGACUGUGGGCCCCAGCCCAGCUCCUGGCCCUGGCUCCUGGGGGGCAGGAGGGGGCAUAGACCAGGUAAGGGGGCACCUAACUGAAAAAGUUUGGGGAUCCCUGGCCUAGGGUGACCAUACGUCCCCUUUUUGCCCCAGACGUUCUGACGUUUUGGGCAAAACUGGGUAUUUGGCCUAUUUGCUCUUGUCAACUGAUCACCAGCUGGCAAGAGCAAACAGUACAAAUGCUCAGUUUUGCCACAAAGGAGCUUGGGUGUGUGUGUGAAAAGUGGGGCUCAGUGGGGUGAGUGAUGGGGCUUGGCAGGGGUCUGAGCAGUGGGGCCUGGGCCAGCCCUGCAUGGGGGAGGAAGGGAGGAGGGCCAGCUCUGCGUGGAGGGAGAGGGGCUUGGGCGAGCUCCGUGCCAUGCAGGGGUGAGGGAAAGGAAGAAGAGGCUCAGAGCAGUUACAUGCCACAUAGGGGGAUGUCCUCAGGGGCCUUGAUCCAGUGCCGUGCGGCCUUGAUCCAGUGCUGCGCUGCAUGGGGCAGGGACGGGGGC